Molecule: messenger RNA, 582 nt
Organism: Pogona vitticeps (central bearded dragon)
Lineage: Eukaryota; Metazoa; Chordata; Lepidosauria; Squamata; Agamidae
Source: RefSeq, a predicted model, not a curated record
AUGUUCCCCGCGCCGCCAGCAGAUGGCAGUAGACCAGCGACAGCAUUUCCCACGCCCGCUAAAAUUAGGAGUGAUGAUGGUGUGGUACAGAAGACAUCUUCAGUUCAAUGCCAGAAUGAUUGGGAAAUACGUAUUUGGCUGAAAUCCUGUUCCUUACUGGCUGUUCUCUACCCGACUACCGUGUCCAGUGCAGAAACAUUCCAAGCCCUGGAGAAGUUUGAAAGCAGAAAAGAUGACUUAGUAUUGGUGUCCUAUCCCAAGUGUGGUAUUAACUGGCUCAUUCACAUUGUAAAGGAUCUGAUUGCUACGACUUUAAAAACUAAGCAAGAGAAUGAGGAAUUGCCAUUUAUUGAAUGUGGAGAUCCAGAAAAGUAUCAGGUGCUGGUGUUGUUUCGAAAUCCUAAAGAUACGGCUGCCUCCUUUUUCCAUUUUCACAACAGCACUCCAAGCGUUCCCAGUUAUAACUCUUGGGAAGAAUUCUUUUCAAGGUUUAUGAAUGGACAAGUUGCCUUAGGAACCCCUAUUUUGACCAUGCAGUCACUUGGAACAAACAUAUGGAUGAUGAAAAUGUUCCGAUCUUGA